AUGGCAGCCAUAGCAGAGGCCCAAAGCUGGGCUCAGAGCCUUGGGGAGCACAGUUAGGGGAGCAGAGCAGGGUGGGCCCAGUCCUGGGGACCUGCUGCUUACCAGCCUGGCCUCCAGCCUCCACCUGGCCUCUCCACCUGAUAGGGUGAGUGGGCACACCUAAAGCACCUAGGGGCAUGUCAUGCCCUGAAAGCAUGUGAAUCCUGUCCACGGAGGGACCACAGGAGCAGCUGUAGAAGGAGGAGCCUUAAACCAUCCUGAUGCUAAUUGUGUUCAGAGCUAAACAAAGGACAAAGUAGGGAGUAAUUAGCCCAUUUAUCAAAGAAUUUUCACUUUUCAAAAAGAGUCACCGUAGAAUUCUUUUACAUAGUAAGUGUCCUGGUACCUUUAAAAUAUGGUUUUAUUUAUGGACAGACUGUGCCAGGACUGUUGAGGAGCACAUUUUUUCUGUAAAUCAGACCCUUUUAGAGUGAGGUUCAAUGUGACAAGAGAUGGGAUGGAAAUACCUGGGAGGCUCCUGGGAACAGUGACAAACCCGGACUUGCCUGAACCCAGUGGUGUGAUUGCCCCAUCCCUGGCCACAGCCCCCAGGAGCAGAGGGUGUGGCUGCAAGGCCAGGGAUUGCAGUGAAGCAGGCAUCUCUAUGCCCCUUUCCAGAGAGUUCCUGUUUGAGUAUCCUUCACAAAGAUGACUCCUGCAGGGAAGGGGAGGGUGACCUAAGGGUGAUUGGCAGGGACAAAUCUGAAAGCCUGGGACAUCGAGCCUGCAGUGAGCUCAGUCCCUGCUCAGCGCCUUCAGAGCUGUACAGGACCGAGCAGCUCCUACCAGCUCUGUGGGUCUUAGCCUCCUCCUCUGUCUGAUGGGAAGGCUCCUACCUGGAGCAUGUUAGGAUAUAUGUGAGCACUGGAAUUCAUUAAGCCGCAAAUGUGAACAUGCUCUCUUGGGAAACCCCAAAGUCCUGGGCUGGUGAGUGACAGGGCAGGUGUGUGGAGGGGAACCCUAGAGAAGGUUGUCAUCCUUAGAUACAACAGUACCAUCUGGAGCUUCUUGUUCCCUAGAGCCCAGGGGCUGGUCAUCAGCUCUGUGAAUGGAAAACUAGACUUUCCCUGAGGUGACCAACAGGCCUUAGUGCUGUUAAGUCAUGGGAUCUGGGAAUGUGUCAUGGGACAUUCCUCCUGUGAUCUGGAAUGGACAUGUCCCUCACUAGGGAUCACCUGGGUUUCUACCAUCAGGAUACCUGGGAAACCGGAUUAACCAGAUUAACAACUCCAUGGCUUGGAGCAAGUAGAAGCAGAACGAAUGGUGAAUCACAGAAGGCAGUAGCAUUUAUUGGGCCCUUACAUGUGCCAGGCCCUGCAUCAGCCACUUUACAUGAAUGAUCUCAUUUGAUCCUCGUAGCAAUCCUGUAAGGAGGUAUUCUCCCCAUUUCCUAAUGAAGAAGCUGGGUACAGAGGUUCAGUGACUUCCUGAGAUCACAUACCAGGCACCCAGUGAGGCCAGAUGGGCCUCCCAAGCAGCCUGACUGUCAUGAGAGGGAUGGGUUGAGGGCUUUGUCUCCACACUCAGGGUUCAUCUGCUUUGGGCAUUGCAGAGGCUCACAGAGCCACCUGGUUCACACCUGACCAGGUCUGUAUGUUCUCUUUCCUUCCAUCAAAGCCUUCUCCUUUCUGCAGGAUCUGCUCCUUUCUGCAGGCUCUCUCAGAUCACUGAGGGGUCAGGUAGGGUCAUAGUGGGUACCAGGUACCCAUCUUGGGCCUGGAACUGGCCUGGGCCUUAGGGAUGCAAGCUGAGCCUUGGGGUGCUGGGCCUCCAACUGGAGGGAAGGCUGGUGGACUGGAGAUGGCCAUGAUGCCACAUGGUCCCUGUAAUCCAUUCCUCUCCAAGUCUCAGCCAAGACAAUGCUUCCUCAGCAGAUGCCAAUGUGCGGGACAAGAGCUAUGCGGGGCCCCUGCCCAUCUUCAACCGAAGCCAGCACGCACAUGUCAUUGAAGACCUGCACUGCAACUUGUGCGACGUGGAUGUGAGCGCUCGCUCUAAGCACUGCAGCGCCUGCAACAAGUGCGUGUGCGGCUUCGACCACCACUGCAAGUGGCUCAACAACUGUGUGGGCGAGCGGAACUACCGGCUCUUUCUACACAGUGUCGCAUCCGCUUUACUGGGUGUCCUGCUCCUUGUGCUGGUGGCCACAUAUGUCUUCGUGGAGUUCUUUGUCAACCCCAUGCGGCUGCGCACCAACCGACACUUCGAAGUGCUGAAGAAUCACACGGAUGUGUGGUUCGUGUUCCUGCCUGCUGCCCCUGUGGAGACCCAGGCCCCUGCCAUCCUGGCCCUGGCUGCCCUGCUCAUACUUCUGGGCCUGCUAUCCACAGCCCUGCUGGGCCACCUGCUCUGCUUCCACAUUUAUCUCAUGUGGCACAAACUCACCACCUAUGAGUACAUCGUGCAGCACCGCCCACCACAGGAGGCCAAGGGGGCCCACAGGGAGCUGGAGUUGUGUCCUCCCAAGAUGCGGCCCAUUCAGGAGAUGGAGUUCUACAUGCGGACCUUCAGCCAUGUGCGCCCAGAGCCCCCUGGCCAGGCCAGGCCAGCAGCAGUGAAUGCCAAUCCCGCUCAGUUUUUUGCUACCCGUGGCCAAGUGGAGCCUCCACCACCCUCUUCCCCAGACACUCUCGCCCAGCCUCCCCGGAUCCGACCCCAGAAAAAGAGGAAGAGGCGCGUGUAUAAAGUGCAGACGUCUGAGACCUCGGAUCAGGCGUUGGGGCCCAGGGCCCCCGGCCGCCGCUCCAGGUCGUCGGCGGAUUCUGCGGACGCCAGCCCUGUGCACGCCGCUGGCCUUGCCGGCGCCUACCACUCGGCGUCAGCUGAAUCCGUGGACGAGAUUCCCGUGUCGCAGACGCGCCUGGGCAGCGCCGCUCUGGCUGCCCCGCCGGGCCGGGGCCGAGAGCUGGGGCUGGCGCUGCAGGCGCGUGCGCCUGCCGUUUUCGUGAGCCCGAGCAGCGGCGAACCGGGGGCGCCGGGCGGCCGGGAGGCCGGUCUGGCUUAGCUGGGCCGAGAGGCCGGAGGGCCAAGGAGGAGCGGCCGGCCCUACUCACUAUGCAACACCCACCCUUAUCGCACCGAGUGCACUUUAGGGGCCCCAGUGGCCGGCGGGAUUGGCCUCCCAUCCCCACGACUCAGCAAUACCCGCCCCACCGGUAGUGAUGCUCCAAUAAACUUUUUUAUGCUUUUUCGGA
This is a messenger RNA of Sapajus apella (tufted capuchin), 3233 nucleotides long. RefSeq names its product zinc finger DHHC-type containing 1 (gene ZDHHC1). Gene Ontology annotation, molecular function: protein-cysteine S-palmitoyltransferase activity. Gene Ontology annotation, cellular component: endoplasmic reticulum; Golgi apparatus. NCBI's taxonomy places the organism in Eukaryota, Metazoa, Chordata, Mammalia, Primates, Cebidae. The transcript has 11 exons. The coding region runs from base 1856 to 3043 and encodes 395 amino acids. The record is from RefSeq and is a predicted model, not a curated record. Gene Ontology annotation, biological process: protein targeting to membrane; peptidyl-L-cysteine S-palmitoylation.